AGAUGCUCAUAUGUGAAAUACGGGCCAUCAAAAGGUGACUUAUAUAAGGUAGUGAUAGUCCGAGGAAUGUUUGGAUCAACAAACUAGAGCUUAUCAUCAUGGCAUUUUGUGGCUCUUCUGUACAUUGAUACUAUGGAUCCAUCAUAGCCUUGUAGAUGGCCAUCACCAUCUACUUUUGACCCACAACGACGGGUUUAGGAGGAGCAACCAGUUGAUGUAGUCUCAGAGAUUGCAAUUGCUCCUAAUAAGAGUCAUACUUCUAAUAGUGCCAAUGACACUAUACCAGUUGCUCCCCAUAAGAAAAAUUGGAUGAGGAAAGGCAAAGCCACUAAAGAUACUAGUAGAUGGUAGCAAGAUCCUGUUGGUGCUAGAUAACACUGGAAAUAUCCCAUAGAAUAUUUGGUGGGAUAUUGUUGUUUAAUUAAAGGAUAUCAAAUUGUUCAUUCUUUAUAGUUGAGUCCUUCUUCAUUCAAACUGAUAACGGUCUAUUUAUUAUUUUGGUUAAAUCCCCAUUUUGGUCCAUGAACUAUUAAGGACCAAGUUGGGGUUAAAUUGGUAAACAGUAGGGACCAAAUUGGGCAUCCGUACAAUAUUUUAAGGACUAACUUGGGAGUCCGUACAAUAGUUUAGGGACCAACUCAGGGGUCCGUACAAUAGUUCAAGGACCAAAUUAGGGAUUUCUUUAGUUCAGGGACCAAAUCGGGGUCCGUACAAUAGUUCAGGGACCAAAAUAGGGGUUUAACCUAUUAUUUUCAAAAAUAGUUACCUCAAGCAUAAGACUUUUCAUUCUUUACAGUUGAGUCCAUCUUUAUUCAAAUCAAUAAUGGUCCGCAUAGUAUUUUCAAAAAUUGCCACGCCCCAAAACCCAAAUUCGAGGACGUGGUAGACGCCGUGCACUCGUGAGACGGGUCCCACAAGUGCACAAGGCUCAGAACUUAUUCAAAUCACAAAAUCUCAAGAAUAAAAUCUACCUUACAAAAGGAUGAUAAAAUCUAAAACUUAUACCCAAUUAGAAUGGCUAGCCUUCUACCUCGUCACUCCCUUUGAUUUCCCCGUCCUCGGUUUCGUUUCCUAAAAUGGUGGACAAGGAAAAACUAUGAGAUAACUCGGUAAGUAAAUAUGGAUAGCCCUUGGGCGUCAGUAAUGGUACCAGUGUUUAACAAACUCCCACCGACAGGCGUCAGUAAUAACCAAUGUUUAACCCUAUUGAUAGGGUUACAGAAGUACUAGUGUUUAACAAACUCCCACUGGUAAACGUCAGUAAUGGUAUCAGUGUUUAACAAACUCCCACUAGCAAGCAUCAGUAAUUGUAUCAGUGUUUAACAAACUCUCACUAGCAGGUGUCAAUAAUGGUACCAGUGUUUAACAAACUCCCACUAGCAGGUGUCAAUAAUGGUACCAUUGUUUAACAAACUCCCACUAGCAGG
Molecule: messenger RNA, 1427 nt
Organism: Rubroshorea leprosula
Lineage: Eukaryota; Viridiplantae; Streptophyta; Magnoliopsida; Malvales; Dipterocarpaceae
Source: the annotation of a GenBank genome assembly